GCGAGCGCUUUCCCUGCUUAGCUACCGCGGGACCGGCGCUUCACCCAGCGGCCCCUGGAAGGAGCGCGAAGGCGGGUCCACCAUGCGACUCAAGAGGCUGCAGCUGCUUCUCCUGCUGGCGACGACUCUGAGCUGUCAGAGUACCCGGGAGGAGGCGGCGGCGGCGGCGCAAAGGAGCAACCCCAGCUCGGAGAACGAGCCCCGAGUGAAGCUUUGCGGCCGCGACUUCGUCCGCGCGGUCAUCUUCACUUGCGGAGGGUCCCGCUGGAAGAGGGUCGGUGAACAGCAGCAGAGCGCAGCCCGGGAGCCGCUGCCCGGCAGCGCACGAGCCGCAUUUGUACAAGCUAGCAGUAAGAAUGGACUGAAGAAUUUUAAUCCUCAAUCACUAUGGGAUUUUAAAUUGAAACGAUUGCGAAGUGGCAGCCGGCCAGCCAGUGAACAGUUACUGAGAGACCUAUAUAAUCUGUAUGAUGAUUAUAAUGACUAUGUUCCUAUUUCUGAUGAAUUUAAUGACCACCCUUCCCAAGUAGCAAGUGUUGUGCAUAAAAGAGGUGAAACUAGUUUGAUCACUUCCAUGGAAUCAUAUAAUUUUCCACAGGUCAAGUAUCCUCGAAGAAAGCGUGACAUGUCUUUAGGAAUAGCUGCAAUGUGCUGUAAAUGGGGAUGUACCAAAAAGGAGAUUAGUAUACUUUGUUAAUACAAUUAGAUCCCUGUAUUGAAUUUUUUAUAGGUUCUGUGUUAGUUACAGU
Messenger RNA from Python bivittatus (Burmese python), 749 nucleotides. Lineage: Eukaryota; Metazoa; Chordata; Lepidosauria; Squamata; Pythonidae. The record is from RefSeq and is a predicted model, not a curated record.